Dalotia coriaria is the source of this 2376-nucleotide messenger RNA. Its product is annotated as E3 ubiquitin-protein ligase rfwd3.L-like. Gene Ontology annotation, cellular component: nucleus. The record is from RefSeq and is a predicted model, not a curated record. Bases 528 to 2189 code for a protein of 553 amino acids. The transcript is spliced from 2 exons. NCBI's taxonomy places the organism in Eukaryota, Metazoa, Arthropoda, Insecta, Coleoptera, Staphylinidae. Gene Ontology annotation, biological process: interstrand cross-link repair; protein ubiquitination. Gene Ontology annotation, molecular function: protein binding; ubiquitin-protein transferase activity.
CAUAGCUUGCUGGGAUGCAUUCAUUUUACUACAUCGUAAGCAUCGCAAUAUUAACUUUUAAUUUGUAAAUCAAAAUAAAAUUUGUGCCAGUUCAUUAUUUUAGUAUAAAUAAUUUGAUUAUGUCAAAUAAGUAAGUGGAAUUAAAGUCAUGUUUAAUUAAUCAUCAUAAUACAUGACCACCAUAAAAUAGUUAAGACAAUAAAUGUUACUGAUUUUAGUUUCUAAAUCUUAUAACUAAGUAAAUAAUUAUGCAAAUUAAGGAAAAUUAAACCCGCAUUAUGCGCAACUUUCCGCAACGCAAACAGUGCGAAUGCGCAUGUUUGUCGUAUUGCCAUGUUUGAAAAUGAAAAUAAAGCCUUGACAUUUUAGGUUAUUAUCAGUUAUCAAAUAUCACGAAAACUUCUUUUGUGUUGUGAUUUCGGUUAGUCGUGUGCCCUUAUUGUGAGCAUUAUCGUACAUAGCAGUAAUUUCCAUAAAUUAAGUCAUCAAUCCAUUCAAUAAUGCAGUAAAAUUCCAUUAAAUCUUCAAUGGAUUCAACAUCAGAAAAUAUAACUAUAAGUGAUUCAAAUUCAGAACAAUUCCAAGAAGAAAUAACAUACUCUCAGGGCUCAACAGUAACAGUUGAGCAAGAUAAUGAAUCAGAGAAUCUGCAAGCAGAAUCUACAGAGGCAUCAUCAAGUCAAAACACUGCUUCUGUAGCAAUUUCUGUAGAUGACAAUGAAGAGAAUGAAACAGAAGCAGAAGAUCAAGAUGAAAGACCUAGUAAAAAACCUAAGUUAGAUGAGACAAUAGAUGAGGAAGGGUCUUUGUGUGUGAUAUGUUAUGAAGUGUGGGAUCAGACAGGUGAUCAUAGAAUCUCAGCUCUAAAAUGUGGGCAUUUGUUUGGGCACAAAUGUAUCCUUCGUUGGAUGGGGGAAAACAAAGUCUGUCCCACUUGCAAAACAAAAGCAACUAAGAAAGAUAUUAGGUUUAUUUAUGCUAACAAAUUAAUUGCAAUGGAUACAGGAGAGCUGACAAGACUGCAGAAGGAGUUAGAUGGAGCUAAAACUGAAAACAAUAAUCUUCAAAUUGAACUCACAAGUGUCCUCUGUAAAUUAGCAUUGAUGAAUGCAGAGAUCGAAAAGUACAAAUUCCAGAUUGAGCAGUUAAAAACUAUGCCAACAGUGCCAGAGGAGAUAAAACCAAGUGAGAAAGGUUUUAAUUUAAAAUAUUUUAAUAGUUUUGUGGUGUGUCCUCAAGCUUCCUGCAGAGUUAUGGAUUGUUUACUAAGUAAAACAUCUAUUAUUGCAUCUCUGAAGUCCGGAAAUAAUUUAUUUCCGGGCUAUGGAGUGAAGCAAUUUAACUCUGAAACGUUUGCUUCAUUCAGUUAUACUCCACUGCACACCAAAGCUAUAAGAGAUUUGAGAUUUAAUCAAAUGAAUGCUCGAUUAUUGAGUGUUUCAUUAGAUAAACAUUUUAGCAUUGCUAAUAUUUACAGUAAUGAGACGAAUAUAAAGCAGAGUUGUAAUGAUAUGCUGUGGUCAUGCUGUUGGGAUUCUACUAAUUCCAACAUAUUCUACAUCGGUGGCCAACAAGGCAGCGUAAAAGUUUACGACUCUCGGUAUAUCUCCGAUUCACCAAUCUCUACACAUGAGGUCGUAGGCGAUAUGUCUCCAGUGGUCUCCAUAGUAUCUAUUCCAUCAUGUGCUGCAAGCGCCAUGCCUCAAGGUGGUUUUAUAGCCUGCAAGCUCAACUCGCUUUUCGCAUUUGAAAACUGUAACGGUACUGUUAAACAGACUCUUUUACCCAUUGAAGGACCUUUUGUUUCAAUGGCAUAUCACGAAGAGGAUAAGCAUCUCCUUGUCUCAGCUCGACCGAACGUGCGUGAGACAUCCGCGCGUUUUAUCGUUUGCAAUUUGAGUAGAGACACAAGUUCCUUGAAUUGCAAUCGUAUUCACACAUUCUCUAGCGGUAGGAUGCAGAAGCAGUUGGCCCGGUCGUGUUUUGUGCGGAAAGACGAAUGCACUUAUGUAGCAACUCCCAAAGAUUCCACCGUCCAAUUGUGGAAUUGUCAAACUGGGUUCCCGGUGACUGCUGGUCGGACCGAUAGCGCCAUAAUUGAUUUGUUGCCUUUGAAGAAUCCCAAUGGGACGCACUUGCUUGCGCUGACUGAGAAAAAGUUGAAUGUUUUUAAACUCACUGACUUGUGAUUUGGUAAGAUAGUUCUUAGUUUUAUACAUUGCCACACAAUUGCUACGUUUAAGACAGUUGUUACCCAAUUCCAACUAGGAUUCAAAUAAUUGAACCAAACACGGCUACCUCUAAACACAUCUACACUUACUUAUAUUGUAAAUAUUUUAACUAUUUUUAUGAUUAAAUAUCUUUACAAAAUCAGAA